Molecule: messenger RNA, 1743 nt
Organism: Penicillium chermesinum
Lineage: Eukaryota; Fungi; Ascomycota; Eurotiomycetes; Eurotiales; Aspergillaceae
Exons: 8
Coding region: 1-1743 (580 amino acids)
Biological process (GO): amino acid transmembrane transport
Cellular component (GO): membrane
Molecular function (GO): L-amino acid transmembrane transporter activity
Source: RefSeq, a predicted model, not a curated record
AUGGGGGGAGACUACAAUAAAGGAGAUAUUUCUGAGACCAGUGCUGAGACUCAUCCCGCAUCCUAUGAAGGGGAAGGCGAUAUUCAGGAUGGCGAUGCGAAAUAUACCAUGACGGUGGGCAUGAACUCUUCUAAAGCGACGUAUCAAGAUGCUUCUGGAGCGCCCGUCGAAACAGAUUCGCCUUUGGGCUAUUCUGUCAAUUUCUGGGUGACCUUGGCUCUCAACAUCAAUCAGAUGGUCGGCACUGGGAUCUUUUCAACGCCGGCCACCAUCCUUAAGGGCGUCGGGUCGGUGGGCCUGACUAUGAUCUAUUGGUUCAUAGGGUACCUUCUGUCGCACUCAACGCUCGCAUGCUACUUGGAGCUGGCAUCUUAUUUCCCCAGUCGGUCGGGGGCUGAAGUGGUCUAUCUGGAACAGGCGUUUCCCAAGCCCAAGUAUUUCUUCCCCACCGUGUUUGCGGCGAAACAUAUCAUCUUUUCGUUCAUGAGCAGCAAUGCGAUUGUGUUCGCAGAGUAUGUAUACAAUAUUGGCAAUGUCAAGUAUACAGCUUGGGAGCAGAAGGGCCUUGCCAUAGGAGCAUACACUCUGUCUCUACUUGUAUGCUGCUCUAGUACCAAGUGGUCAUUGCGCUGCGUGGUUUGGUUUGGAUUUGUCAAAAUCGCAACGCUUUUACUCAUCUCCAUUGCUGGCUUGGUCGUGCUUGGAGGACAUACUCGCGUGAAAAACCCUCAAAUCAACUGGAGCGAUCCUUGGAGAGGCAACACGCAAGCCUCUGCAUACGGAGCCACCAACGCGAUGAUCAAGCUCAUUUUCUCCUACGCUGGAUAUCAAAAUGCGUUCGGCCUGGUCAAUGAGAUCAAGAACCCUAUCAAAACCCUGCGAUGGAGCGCUCCAUCCUCCUUGAUCCUGGUGGCCACCCUCUAUAUUCUGACCAACGUAGCAUACUUCUCCGUCGCUUCCAGAGAAGAAAUCCUAGAAUCCAAGCAGAUCGCCGCGGGUAUCUUCUUCGAAAAGGUAUUCGGUACCUCCGGAGCAUCGCGCGGCUUGAACGUGCUCAUUGCCAUCAGUGCUUUCGGGAACCUCCUAGCAGUAAUGGUGAACUACUCCCGACUGCUCCGCGAAACGGGCCGCCAAGGCGUGAUUCCCUGGCCUCGAUUCUGGACCUCAACCAAGCCCUGGGGAACCCCCAUCGGGCCAUACCUGGUGAUCUGGGCCAUCACACUAAUUAUGAUUCUCGCGCCGCCGGCCGGUGACGCCUUCAAUUUCAUUGUCGAUCUCUCAAACUACCCUACCAACAUUUUCAACCUUCUCCUGGUUGUGGGGCUCGUGGUCAUUCGCCGCCGUCGCAGCAGGCUCGGUUUCCCACGGCCAGAAUAUCGCGCUUGGGAUAUCGCAAUUGGAUUCUCGAUUCUAGCAAAUCUGUACAUGAUCGUUGCGCCCUGGUACCCUCCUACGGGCGGCGCAACUGGCGGCGACGUAAGCUUUUGGUACGGCACGUACUUGGUUGUCGGCAUCGGACUGCUGGUGGCCUGUGGUAUCUACUAUGUUUUCUGGAUCGACAUCAUCCCCAAGUGGAAGGGGUACGAGUACCGACAGACGAUUGCGCGAUUCGAAGACGGAGCUAUUUCGCAUAAGCUCGUCAAGGUGCCGAACGCCGAGUUGCCGCAGUGGGAUGAGGAACACGAUGCGGCUGGUAAUCUGCGGAGGCGAGCGCCGCGAGAGCAGAGUGAUGGUAGUUUUUAG